Molecule: messenger RNA, 1806 nt
Organism: Eremothecium sinecaudum
Lineage: Eukaryota; Fungi; Ascomycota; Saccharomycetes; Saccharomycetales; Saccharomycetaceae
Gene: APP1
Product: phosphatidate phosphatase APP1
Exons: 1
Coding region: 1-1806 (601 amino acids)
Cellular component (GO): actin cortical patch
Molecular function (GO): phosphatidate phosphatase activity
Source: RefSeq, a predicted model, not a curated record
AUGAUGAUGUCUGAGAGUAGUAGUUCUAGCUGUAGUCGGAGGCAACGGUUACUUAACAUGAUGAGAACAACGAAAGACGUUUACAUCCCCGCGGUUCAGAAUUCACUAUCACAGGCAAAGCUGUCGCUUAAGAACUACUACAAUAGCUAUGAGGAGUCUGGGGAGACUCUCCCCUUCGACAGGUCUAUUAUGGAGGUUAGUGACCGGGAGUUGCAGCUUAUAUGCUAUCCGUCCUAUACAAGGAUAGGGACUGACAAGUCUUACGUUACGGAGGUGCGUGGGAUGGUCUAUACGAAUGGUAAGAUGAACAGGAGGAACCGGUUAAUUUUCUCUAUUUGCAAGCAGCUUAUCAAGCCAACGGCUUCACCGGACAUUGAGAAGGAGCUUGAAAGCGUGCUUGUCGAUGAUUCCAUAGGGAGCAAGGACACACUCUGCUCGUCGGCGACUGUGAACAGCAGCGAUUCUUCGUCGGUAUCCUCGUCAUUUUCUGCGGGGUCCAACUCAACUGCCACUAGCCAGCACUUCCAGGAGGAGAUUCUUCGUGAGCGCCUUGCUGGCUUUUUGAACAAGACGAUUCCCAGAAUGCCCAUAAUCGUGGAUCUUGUGGACAGGGAUGGGAACCAGGAGACGGAAUUCACUAGCACGGACGAGUAUGGGUUGUUUCAAAUCCACACCAAUACAUCUUUUUUGCCAAGGAUGAUACGAGUUACUGUUGAUGUUAGCACACCAAUAUCUACUAGGUACGACACGAAUUUGAUCGAGGACUCCGGAAUUGCGGUUAUUAGUGAUAUAGAUGAUACAAUAAAACAUACAGGGGUGGUAGGCGACAAGCGUUCUGUAUUCUGCAAUGUGUUCGUGAACAGCUUCAGCACAUGGUUAAUCAGGGGGAUGUCUUUGUGGUAUAACACGUUGAAGGACUCUGAGAACGUGGACUUCUUUUAUGUUUCAAACUCCCCAUACCAGAUAUAUCCGACAUUGAGGCAAUACAUAUCCAACGAGUACCCUAUGGGUCCUAUAUUCUUAAAGCAAUACGCCGGCAACCUACUCUGCAGCUUAAUCUCCUCAUCUGCCAAAUUGAAGAUUCCAUCGAUUGCGCAAAUUUGCAGCGACUUCCCUAACAAGAAGUUCAUCUUAGUAGGGGAUUCAGGCGAAGAGGACCUAGAGGCAUAUGUGGCAACAGCCAGAAAUUUCCCCAGUCAAAUCAUAGGUAUAUACAUUCGCAGCUGUAAGGAAUCGAUGAGCGACGAUCCGGCAAAGGAUUGGGCUGUUAUGGACGAACUAAAUUCGAUUAUAUCUGAGAAGUACCUUUCUGUAAUACGCAGAAAUACAUCUGGAAAGAACAAGAAGAAGAUAUCUCCUCCUAUACCACCGAAGAAAAUACGCAUUACCAAGGAACAAGAAGAAGACAUUAAGAAAUCCAAACUAUUGUGCUCUAACACGCGUUUGGAUAAAAUACAUUCACCAAAGACUGCAUCGCCAUUAAUACAUUCCAUUAAUGAAACAAAAGGACAGCCGCCAUGCGCGGUUAACAUUCCACCGCAGGUCCCUCCAAGACAUUGUUCAAGGCAAUCUCUAUCUCAAUCUCCAACAGAAACAACAAAGAGUGCCAUUGCAUUACAACAACAGGAUGACUAUGCGCUAUAUUCAUUGUCUUUGGAUAACAAGGCAGAGGAGUGGAAGAUUAGAUUGAUCAAAGCAAUCAAUACCUUGCUGGACAGUGGAGUAGAGGCAAGAUUCAUGUUUUUUAAGGAUGCUGAUAUUUGCAUUGAGGACAGUAUUUCAAAGAUUAGGUCUAUCAAAGAGUAA